AUGAAGAAGUUUCAUCUUUCUAGGGUUUCGGAAUCUCUCGAUUCCAUGGAUGCCUUCUAUGAUUCCUCUUCAUAUCAUCAAUCGCACAAGUCUCUCGGUUUAUUUUCCUCUGUAGACAAAGUCAAGGCAAAGGAUUUUGCUAGUAUUCCUUUCAUUAAUGUUGAUGAAGUUGGUGGCAACACGCUGAGAAACUCGUUUGUUAAACUUCAUACACAUGAGAAUUCUGUUGAACCUGAGACAAAGGAUACCAGUGGUGAUGUAUAUUUGUCGCUGUCACGUCAGAAUGGAUCAGUUGGCAUUAAUUUAGAGGGUGAUGAAUGUGUGAAAAAAAGUACUACAUCAAGAAUUCUAUUAACAAGCUACUUCCCAGCUUUUCCGAAGCAUUUUGACGAAUUAUAUUAUCCCAAAGGGGACCUGGAUGCUGUUUCCCUAAGUAAGAGUGAUGUUAAUCUAUUACGACCAGAUACAUGUAUGAAUGACACAAUCAUCGAUUUUUACCUUCUAUAUAUGAAGAAUAAGAUACAAGAGAAGGAAAGGGCUAGGUUCCACUUUUUCAAUAGUUUUUUCUUUCGAAAGCUGGCUGAUUUGGACAAAAAUCCCCACAAAGCUUGUGAUGGCAAAUCUGCAUUUCAACGUGUUCGUAAAUGGACAAGAAAAGUUAAUUUAUUUGAAAAAGAUUUUGUUUUCAUGCCUGUGAACUUCAAACACCACUGGAGCUUAAUAGUAAUUUGUUAUCCUGGCGAAGUGGUUAAUAUUAAUGACAAAGUGCCGGAAAAGUCACUUAGGCUACCCUGUAUACUGCAUAUGGAUUCUAUCAAGGGAUAUCAUAGUGGUCUGAAAGAUCUUGUGCAAAGUUAUUUGUGUGAAGAAUGGAAAGAGAGGAAGAUGGGUACAUGUGGAGAAGACCUCUCAUCAAGAUUCUUGAAUAUGCGUUUUCUCCAAGCUGCGGUACCACAGCAGGAAAACAAAUUUGAUUGUGGCCUCUUUUUACUUCAUUAUCUAGAGCGCUUCCUAGAUGAAAUUCCAUCUGAUUUCAACCCUUUGAUACUAAUCAAGUUCUCCAACUUUCUCAAUGUGGACUGGUUUCCACCUGCGGAGGCGUAUUUCAAACGAACACUUAUCCAUAGGUUAAUAGUUGAGCUGGUGAAAAACCAUGACAAUGAAGGCUUUUCCCAUGACAAUGUUGAUGACCGCCACUCCUCAGAAUAUAAGGACAACAAGAUUGGUGGCCAGUGUCAUUUAAUCAACGGGGAGGCAUCAACAUCCCAUGCUGGCCGGGGAAUAGAAAUGGCUCCAUCUUUUGAUACUUCUAGUAUGGCUCUUAAAGAUCAUUUUGAACCAGAAGCUACAUUGGGAACUUCACUGAGACAUUGCCAAUCUUUUGAGCGGCGAUCAUCUAAUCACUGUUUCAAUGGUUCAAUAUUUAAAAUGGAGGAAGAUAUGGAUCUCAAUGCACAUCUACAAGCAGAGCAUGUAAAGGCUGAGUCAUCUCUAGAUACAUCAAGUCGUACAUCAGAUGAUUCAGAUGACGUAGAGAUAAUUGAAAAUCUCCCAGUUAAAAAAGAAUCAAGAUCAAAUUGGAUGUUCUUAGAAAACCUUCGGCCUUUACAAGAUACGAAUAAUUCUACUGCUACUUCCACUUUGCCAGAUUUGAAUGAUCCAGUAGAGUCCAUGGAAACUCCCCAAGUUGAAAACGAAUCAAGAUCAUCGCAUGAAGAUGGACGUAGAGAAAAAAAAUGCAAGUCCAUAGAAAAGCUUGAGUAUUUGCCGGAUAUGAAUGAUUCUGUUGAUUCUGCUACUACUCUCAAUUUGCCUGUUAAAAAAGAAUCAUCGUAUUGGAUGUCCAUAGAAAAUAUUCGGCAUUUACUACAAAAAUGGCAUUUGUAUCAUGUUUCGGAUGCAGUACAUAACAAGGUCAUUGAUGAUGAUGAUGUUCAGAUUAUUGACAACCUAAAUCUUGGUUUUUUGAAGGAGCGACCUCCAAAGAAGAGGCGGCGUAUGUCUCCUUGGGUGGAAGUCAUGGAAUCCUGA
Medicago truncatula (barrel medic) is the source of this 2031-nucleotide messenger RNA. Its product is annotated as probable ubiquitin-like-specific protease 2B. The transcript is spliced from 11 exons. Gene Ontology annotation, molecular function: cysteine-type peptidase activity. Gene Ontology annotation, biological process: proteolysis. The record is from RefSeq and is a predicted model, not a curated record. The coding region runs from base 1 to 2031 and encodes 676 amino acids. Lineage: Eukaryota; Viridiplantae; Streptophyta; Magnoliopsida; Fabales; Fabaceae.